AUGAAGGAGGGCAAGGCCAUGAUGGGCUGCGCCGUCAACAGCUCGUCGUCCCUGGUCGCGGAGAUCUGCGCGGCGACGGGCUUCGACUUCCUGCUCAUCGACGCGCAGCACUCCGCGGUGAAUCCCGAGACGCUCCGCCACCUGCUCCAGGCCUGCCACGCGGGCGGCGCCAAGGCCUUCGUGCGCGUCGGUGGCCACAACGACCGCGUCGGCAUCCAGCAGGCCUGCGACCUCGGCGCCGACGGCGUGCUCGUGCCGUGCGUGCGCACCAAGGCCGACGUCGAGCUCGCGGUGUCGUGCUGCAAAUACCCCAUGUCGGGCCGCGGCGCCGUCGGCGGCACGCGCAGCGUCUUCGUGAACCUGCGCCCCCAGCUCCCGGGCGGCUUCGGCAAGCUCUUCGACUACGUCCACAACGGCAACCCCACCGUCGUCGUCGCUGUGCAGAUCGAGACCAAGGACGCGCUCGAGAACGUCGAGGAGAUCUGCUCCGUCGACGGCUUGGACAUCGCGUUCAUCGGCCCCGGCGACCUCGCCGUGGACAUGGGCCUCGGCCGCGAGUGCGGCGUGCCGGCCUGCUGGGGCGACCCGCGCUUCGGCGCCGCCGUGGGCAAGGUCGCCGCGGCGUGCAAGGCCUCCGGCGUCAUCGGCGGCUUCUGGAACAGCGGCCUCGAGGGCACCAUCCCCCAGGGCUUCCGCUUCUUCGUCGUCGACGACGACGUCUGCGCCAUGCAGGAGACGCUCGCGAAGAACCUGGUCGGCUUCCAGGAGAAGCGCCAGACGGCCCUCGCCGGCCUCGCCAAGUAA
This is a messenger RNA of Aureococcus anophagefferens, 804 nucleotides long. RefSeq lists its product as hypothetical. The coding region runs from base 1 to 804 and encodes 267 amino acids. The transcript has a single exon. Gene Ontology annotation, molecular function: aldehyde-lyase activity. Lineage: Eukaryota; Pelagophyceae; Pelagomonadales; Pelagomonadaceae. Gene Ontology annotation, cellular component: cytoplasm. The record is from RefSeq and is a predicted model, not a curated record.